Molecule: messenger RNA, 1176 nt
Organism: Musca vetustissima
Lineage: Eukaryota; Metazoa; Arthropoda; Insecta; Diptera; Muscidae
Product: lipase 3-like
Exons: 4
Coding region: 1-1176 (391 amino acids)
Biological process (GO): lipid metabolic process
Molecular function (GO): hydrolase activity, acting on ester bonds
Source: RefSeq, a predicted model, not a curated record
AUGAUUGCAGUAGCAUCAUUGGCGACCGCAACAGGACUUGCCGCUGCAAUGGGAAAUCCUAAAAUUCUGGAUUAUUUUCAACAACCGGGAAAACAUUUGCGGCUCAGUCGCAAGACAACAAUCGAUCGUAUCCUCGACACAGGUUACCCAUGUGAGGAGCAUGAGGUGGAAACCGAGGAUGGUUACUUCCUCAAAAUCUAUCGGAUUCCCAGUUCUCCCAAAUUUGUGUCAAAUUCAUCCUUACAACACCGCCCAAAGGUAUUAUUGGAACAUGGUUUGAUGGGUACCUCUGAUACUUGGAUAUUGAAUGGACAGGACAAUAGUCUCCCCUUCCUGCUGGCAGACCGUGGUUAUGAUGUGUGGCUGGGAAAUGUCCGAGGAAAUUUAUAUGCUCGGAAACAUCGAUCGCUAAGCAUACACGAUGGUCUGUUUUGGCGUUUCAGUUGGCAUGAAAUUGGUUUCUAUGAUCUGCCAGCAACAAUUGACUAUAUUCUAAAAAAUAUAACCGAUCCGCAAGAGAAGUCCUUACACUAUGUGGGCCACUCACAGGGUACAACCAUUGUGACGGUAUUAAUGUCAAUGCGUGAAGAGUAUCAGCAGUAUUUGAGAACUGUGAAUUUAUGGUCUCCGGUAAUAUUUUUGGAUAAUACCGAAAAUCGUUUACUGAAAGUCCUGAGUCCCUAUAUGGGUUAUUAUAAUAUCAUUACGGAGAAAUUUAGUCGUCAGGAAUUUGUACCCUUUAAUGAGCUGUUUGAUCAGCUGAAAUAUUCGGCGUGUCAAAAGGAAUCGAAGCUGCAUGGAUUCUGCUCUCCACUGGCCCUGAUGGUAGAGGGGACAUUUCGCAAUAAGAAUAGGACCGCUUUAGAAUUGUGUUUGGAAACCCAUCCGGGUGGCAUUUCAACGGAACAAUUUCUGCACUAUAUGCAGGCCUAUCCCCCACGUUAUCCUUUGGAGAGAAUCCACAAGCUGUUGCAUAUUUGGUAUAGCAGGGGAGACCAAACCGUGAAGCCAGUAGAUGUACAACGUUUUGUUGCCGGAAUGCCUGCGGUUAUUACACAUCGUAUCGCCGAUGAUAAUUGGUCGCAUGGUGAUUAUAUGUUCGCCUCAAAUGUUCGACAGAAGGUUAAUGAACCCUUGAUUGCGGUUCUGGAUGAUUAUGAGAGAAAUAAAAAAUAA